Molecule: messenger RNA, 2090 nt
Organism: Neltuma alba
Lineage: Eukaryota; Viridiplantae; Streptophyta; Magnoliopsida; Fabales; Fabaceae
Product: vacuolar cation/proton exchanger 3
Exons: 11
Coding region: 138-1472 (444 amino acids)
Biological process (GO): calcium ion transmembrane transport; intracellular calcium ion homeostasis
Cellular component (GO): plant-type vacuole membrane
Molecular function (GO): calcium:proton antiporter activity
Source: RefSeq, a predicted model, not a curated record
GGUUCCCCACCUAUUUUUUUCGAUACGAUCAUUUUAUUCAUCUCCCGUCACUCCUGUUGUUUUACAGCGCAAUAGCUGGUCACGGAGCAAUCUUCUUCAAUUCAUGUUUAUCAUCUUUGGCCACCAGAAAUUAAGGGAUGACUACUCUUCAACAAGAGGCAGUGAUCAUGGAGAAUGGCAACAUCAAGGGUUUGAGCAGGGAGCUGAGGCAUGGCAGGACUGCUCAUAACAUGUCCUCUUCUUCCUUGCGCAAGAAAUCCGACUUAACCCUUGUUUCCAAAGUUCAGUGGUGUUUACUCAGGAAUUUGCUCGUCAAUUUCCAGGAGGUCAUUCUCGGCACCAAGUUAUCGAUUCUCUUUCUUGCGAUUCCCUUUGCCAUCGUCGCUGAAGUCUACAGGUUCGGUCGACCUUGGGCUUUUGCGUUGAGCUUACUAGCACUUACACCACUAGCUGAACGCGUCAGCUUCUUGACAGAACAAGUAGCUUAUCACACGGGUCCAACAGUUGGAGGACUCUUGAAUGCAACAUUUGGCAAUGUCACAGAACUCAUAAUAGCAAUAUUUGCUCUCAAAAAUAAUAAAAUAGCUGUGCUCAAGUAUUCUCUCUUGGGUUCAAUCCUUUCAAACCUUCUUUUAGUUCUUGGAACCUCUCUCUUCAGUGGUGGAAUAGCAAACAUCAGAGUAGAACAAAAAUUUGAUAGGAAACAGGUAGAUGUGAACUCACUUAUGCUGCUGCUGGCAUUUUUGUGCCACUUACUGCCUUUGCUGUUUAGAUAUUCUGGUACCUCAGCUACUCUCAAUGCAGACUCAUCUCUCCACUUGUCAAGAGCUGCAAGUAUUGUGAUGCUGACAGCGUAUUUUGCUUACCUUGUCUUUCAACUUUGGACCCAUCGCCGGUUAUUUGAAGCCGAGGAUGAAGAAGAUGAUAAUGAUAACGUUGCAGAAACAGCUGUAAUAGGAUUUUGGAGCGGGAUUGCUUGGCUUGCUGCAUUGACUGUACUCAUUGCUAUCUUGUCUCAAUUUGUGGUGGAAACAAUUGAGGGUGCUUCAGAUUCAUGGAGCCUUUCUGUCAGCUUCCUUAGCAUUAUCUUGUUGCCAAUAGUUGGCAAUGCAACUGAACAUGCAGGAGCAAUCAUAUUUGCUUUGAAGAACAAACUGGACAUCUCAUUAGGUGUUGCUUUAGGUUCUGCAACUCAGAUAUCCAUGUUUGUGGUUCCUCUCUGUGUGGUUAUUGCUUGGAUGAUGGGUAUCAAAAUGGACCUUGACUUCAAUCUCCUUGAGACCGGUUCUCUUGCUUUGGCUAUUUUAGUCCCAUCCUUCACUUUACAGGAUGGGACUUCUCACUACAUGAAAGGCCUUGUUCUCCUGCUCUGCUACGUUGUUAUUGGGGCAUGCUUUUUUGUACAAGGAACACCACCCAACCAAGCUGAUGUUCCAAACAUGAUCCUUAAAUCCGCGACUGAAGCAGCUUAGUACUGGAGUUCUUGUUGCGAAGCUGUGCAAACAUAAUCACUUGCGCCCAUGCAUGAACUCUGGAAUGAGCAAGGGACAAAGUUUCAUUGCAGGUUACGACCUAUUCGGGUCCCUUCGUGAGAGAGGAAGGACGAGAGCUUCUAUACUAACUUCAAACAAAUUCAAUGGAUUUGCCUACUCGAAAGGGAAAUGUGAAGAAGUUUGCAUUAACUUUGCAGGAAAGCUGAUUGCAGACCGUGUACAUAAUCAUAAAUCUCUUGAAAGUGCUGUUGGGUCUGAGAUUUUCGUCUAGUAUUCGUAAGAUCUAUGAAUAGCAUAGCAGAAGCUUCUAGGAGUGUUCUAAUGGUUUAAUGAUGGAAGGUCGGUAUAUGUAGUUAGCAAGAUAUUGAGGUUUAAUUGUCUGUUCAUCUUGUUAAAAAGAAAAAGGUUCAGGGUGAGUUUUGAGAUGUGAAACACCUGUCCUGUAAUAAUUCUCAGUAUGAGAAAGCUGUUCAUCCCUUUUUAUUUAUUUAUUUAUUUAUUUUGAGAUACAAUGGGCAAGCCAAAACUUGAUCCAACUGUUGGAUCAUUCUAUUAAACAUUCUACUGGGGAAAAAUAUAUUAAUCAUUCCGACAUUA